Anolis carolinensis (green anole) is the source of this 661-nucleotide messenger RNA. Its product is annotated as regenerating islet-derived protein 4. Bases 16 to 636 code for a protein of 206 amino acids. Gene Ontology annotation, molecular function: signaling receptor activity. Lineage: Eukaryota; Metazoa; Chordata; Lepidosauria; Squamata; Anolidae. The record is from RefSeq and is a predicted model, not a curated record. The transcript is spliced from 6 exons.
CUGGGCUUCAAACUCAUGACCUCUCAGUCAGUAGUGAUUUAUAGCAGCUGGUUACUAGCCAGCUGCGCCACAGCCCGGCCCCAUAGUUUCAACAAGAGACUGUCCAGAUGCAACAUAAAAACUAACCCAGGUUUAAUUGCCAGCAUGGUGCAGCAAAUGUUUGGCCUCCACCUCUCCCUUUGUGGCCUCUUGGUUGUGACUUUCUUCCCACAAGGAAGUCAAGGAAUAAAGUGUGAGAAUGGCUGGUUCCCCUAUGAGCGCAGUUGCUACGGGUAUUUCCAAGAUAAAGUAACUUGGAAUGAGGCAGAGCUGGAAUGCCUGUCUCAAGGUGCAGAAAGCCAUCUUGCAUCCAUCCUCAAUGAGAAAGAGAUGAAUGCGGUUUCCAAUUCACUUCAACAUCUCUUUAAAAUAGAAACUCCUAUCUGGAUUGGAUUGUACGACAAAGGGGGAACACAUAGACGGUGGCGGUGGAUAGACCUGUCUGCAGUUAACUACGCCCCUUGGGGGAAAAAUGAACCCAACAAUAAGAAUGGAAAAGAGGACUGUGCAGCCAUGAGGCCAACAAAUCUUACUCAAUGGAAUGAUGAGAACUGUAACAUGAGGUACAACUAUCUUUGUAAAAUUACCAAGUCAUAAACAUACUCAUCGCCUGAGAGAAUGU